AUGUCUGGCGCCCAAAAAGAACUACUAGAAGAACCAUAUCACUUGAAUAAAAAUAAAAUCGACAAUGUCGUGUCCUUCGCAGGGAUAGACUCCGAUUUGGCUGACAUCCCUCAAUACUCCAAAGAAACAAAAGACCUCAAGAUCAAGGAAUUGGCAUCAAUCUAUAAUGUAGAUGAGAAGAAAUUGUUGAGAAAAAUCGACCUAUGUGUUAUUCCCCCAUUCUGCUUGCUUUACUUCUUGGCCUACUUCAACAGAUCGAGCUUUGGGUUCAUUCAGAUGGCUGGCAUCGAAGAAGACUUGCAUAUGUCUAACUUGAGUCUCUAUGCCAGUUACUCUGCCUUUUUUGCUCCUUACAUAUUUUUCCAAUUCUUUGCUAAUAUCUUGAUGAAGAGUGUUAGACCUCAUUUUUGGAUUUCUAUUUCCGUAUUGCUUUAUGGUGUUGACACUUUAGCUUCUGCGUUUUCCAAAAACUAUGCUGCCUAUACUGGUCUUCAUUUCCUCCACGGAAUCGUUCAAGCUGGCUCAGAAACAGCUAUUUUCUAUAUUUUAGCUCAUUACUAUACCACAAAGGAGUCUCAAAAAAGAUUUAGUGCAAUUUACUCUGUCAGUUGUCUUGCUGGCAUCUGCUCCAAUCUUAUUGCUUAUGGUGUCAAUAAGAAUUUGAACGGUGAUAAUGGAUGGAUGAAUUGGAAAUGGGCUUUGAUCGUUUAUGGAUCAUUGACUAUGUUCAGUGCUGUUGUUCUAUUCUUUAUUCUUCCAGAUUUCCCAGAGGGGGCCAGAUUUUUCGAUGACGACGAAACCUUCUUUUUGAUCAAGAAGUUAGAAAUUUAUAACGGGAAAUCUGGGUAUGGAUUGGAUUUCCAAGUUAAAGAUGUUACCUCAAGUUUGCUGGACCCAUUGAUUUGGUUGCCUGCUAUUUCAUCCCUUGGUAUUUCGUACGCCACUUACGUUUAUGCUUUCCAUGAACCACAGAUCAUGUCUGCUGUUGACUUUAACGGUACCAAAAAUAUCUCUUACGGUUCUUAUCCUUGGGUUGUGGCUUUCAUUUGGUGCAACUUGUCAGCACACAUUUCUGAUUUUAUUGGUAAAAAAUAUCCUGUCAUUCUUGGUAAUUUAUUGAUUGCUAUGGUUGGAUCUAUCCUUAUUUUUGCUCCAAGUGAUUCUGAAAGCGCCACCAGAUACGCCGGUUGCUUCUUGGUGGCACUUGGUGGUUACGCUGCAUUGCCAAUGAUUUUAUGUUGGAGCACUUUGAAUGUUGGUGGUCAUGUCCGUAAAAGUAUGGUUACUUCUUUGCAAAUCAGUUUUGGUUCUAUCGGUGGUCUCAUUGCCUUAUUCACCUUUUACAACCAAGAGAGCAAGGCUAGAGUUCCAUUUUAUGUUUCCUUGGGCUUCCAAGCUCUUACGGCGGCUCUGGCUACCGCCUACUUGGUCACUUGUACUAGACAAAACCAAAUAAAAAGAACAAGCCAAUAUAAAGAAAAGUACGAAGAUUUCACGGAAAGAGAUGCCAUAAUUCUUGGUGACAAGCACCCCAACUUCGAUUAUUUGACUUGA
Molecule: messenger RNA, 1554 nt
Organism: Saccharomycopsis crataegensis
Lineage: Eukaryota; Fungi; Ascomycota; Saccharomycetes; Ascoideales; Saccharomycopsidaceae
Exons: 1
Coding region: 1-1554 (517 amino acids)
Biological process (GO): transmembrane transport
Cellular component (GO): plasma membrane
Molecular function (GO): transmembrane transporter activity
Source: RefSeq, a predicted model, not a curated record